UCCAGAUAUGGAAAACAUAAAUUUGAGCCUGUACCUGACGUCCAUCUACGACCAUUCGAUUUUCGAGGCCUUUUCCAAGGUGGUGCAAAAGCUGAUACCGCAGUUGCCGACGCUGGAGAAUCUCCUGAAUAUUUUCGUCUCGAAUUCAGCGAUCGACAAGGCGUUUUUGUUUGACGUGGCCUCGAAAAUCUACAUAGCGACGGACUCGUCACCUGUCGACAUGCAGAGCUACGAGCUGUGCUGCGACAUGAUCGACGUCGUCAUUGACGCUUCCGUCAUUUACGGGCUGCGAGACGACGACGACAGCGACGCAUUCGACAAUCAAAGCGGGUCGACGAUUUGCCUUAACAAUGGCACAGUUCUGUGUUUACGAGAGGUGAACAGGUUCCUGGCACUGUUGUUUAUCCUACGUGAGGAUUCCUUCACCAGACAAGGUAAAUAAAAAUACCGUUUUUUUUCCUCUUUCACAA
Messenger RNA from Notodromas monacha, 470 nucleotides. Lineage: Eukaryota; Metazoa; Arthropoda; Ostracoda; Podocopida; Cyprididae. The record is from the annotation of a GenBank genome assembly.